CUUUGUGUGUUUUUUUUUCUCCUGGGGUGGGUGGGGGGGAUUUAUUAAUUUCAGAGGAGUGUGUGUGUGUGUGUGUGUGUUCAUCCCCGCCCGUCACUCUGCACCUCCCGGUCGAUGGUCGUUGAGGAAGCUUCCAUCUUGAGUCCCGUAAAAACCGAGAGAACCAUGGCGAGCGACUCCCCCGCGCGGAGUCUGGACGAGAUAGACCUGUCUGCACUACGGGACCCGGCUGGUAUCUUUGAGCUGGUUGAACUGGUUGGAAACGGCACGUACGGGCAGGUCUACAAGGGUCGCCAUGUCAAAACAGGCCAACUCGCUGCUAUUAAGGUCAUGGACGUCACAGGAGAUGAGGAGGAGGAGAUUAAAGCAGAGAUCAACAUGUUAAAGAAGUACAGCCACCACAGGAACAUCGCGACCUAUUACGGAGCCUUCAUCAAGAAGAACCCUCCUGGAAUGGAUGACCAGCUGUGGCUGGUGAUGGAGUUCUGCGGUGCCGGCUCGGUGACGGAUCUGAUCAAAAACACCAAAGGGAACUCUCUGAAGGAGGAGUGGAUCGCCUACGUCUGCAGAGAGAUCCUCAGGGGUCUGACCCAUCUCCACCAGCACAAGGUCAUCCACAGAGAUAUCAAGGGCCAGAACGUGCUGCUGACGGAGAACGCAGAGGUGAAACUAGUGGACUUUGGUGUGAGCGCUCAGCUGGAUCGCACGGUCGGCCGGAGGAACACGUUCAUCGGGACGCCGUACUGGAUGGCUCCGGAGGUCAUCGCCUGUGACGAGAACCCCGACGCCACGUAUGACUUCAAGAGUGAUCUGUGGUCGCUCGGCAUCACAGCUAUCGAGAUGGCAGAGGGAGCGCCGCCUCUGUGUGACAUGCAUCCAAUGAGAGCGCUCUUCCUCAUCCCCAGAAAUCCUGCCCCCAGACUCAAGUCGAAGAAGUGGUCGAAGAAGUUCCAGUCGUUCAUAGAGAGCUGUCUGGUGAAGAGCCACAGUCAGAGGCCGAGCACCGAGCAGCUCCUCAAACAUCCGUUCAUCAGGGAUCUUCCCAACGAGCGGCAGGUCCGCAUCCAGCUGAAGGACCACAUCGACCGCACCAAGAAGAGGAGGGGGGAGAGGGAUGAGACCGAGUAUGAGUACAGCGGGAGCGAGGAGGAGGACGAAGAGCGAGACAUCGGAGAGCCCAGCUCCAUCAUCAACAUUCCCGGGGAGUCCACCCUGAGGCGGGACUUCCUGCGCCUCCAGCUGGCCAAUAAGGAGCGGUCGGAGCUGAUCCGGCGUCAGCAGCUGGAGCAGCAGCAGAACGAGGAGCACAAGCGCCAACUACUGGCCGAGAGACAGAAGCGCAUCGAGGAGCAGAAGGAGCAGAGGCGACGCCUCGAGGAGCAACAGCGCCGGGAGCGAGAGAUGCGGAAGCAGCAGGAGCGAGAGCAGAGGAGGAGGUACGAGGAGAUGGAGCAGCUCCGCCGGGAGGAGGAGAGGAGGCACGCGGAGAGAGAACAGGAGUAUAUCCGUAGACAGCUGGAGGAGGAGCAGAGGCAGCUGGAGAUCCUGCAGCAGCAGCUCCUGCAGGAGCAGGCCUUACUGCUGGAGUACAAGAGGAAGCAGAUCGAGGAGCAGCGGCAGGCCGAGCGGCUGCAGAGGCAGCUGCAGCAGGAGCGAGCGUACCUGGUGUCGCUGCAGCAGCAGCAGCAGGAGCCGCCGCGCCCGCCGCAGGACAAGAAGCAGCUGUACCACUACAAAGACCAGGCGCCCGGCAGCAACGACAAGCCCGCCUGGGCUAAAGAGGUGAUGCGUCGAGCUCAGAGCAACUCUCCUCGCAUCCCUCCUAAGAAGUACCACUCCUUCAAGGAGACGCGAGACAUCAACCUGGACAACCUGCUCUUACUCCCCGGGUACAAACCCCGCCGUGCCCGCCCCCCUUCAUACCCCGCCCAUGUCAGUCCCUCCAGGGAUCACCUCCACCUGCCUCGGAUCCGUAUUACCUGUAUCCCUGACCACAUCAAGCCCUCUGAGCCGGUGGUGCGCCGGCAGAGCCCGGGCAGGAGCCCACGCAGGAGGUCCAGCAGGAGCCCCGACUCCAGGGGCCGGAGCGCCCACCGGGUGGAGGACCAUUAUAAGAUGAACAGACAGACUUCUCCUGCAUUGCAGCAUAAAGUCUCUAACCGGAUCUCCGACCCGUCGCUGCCGCCCCGCUCCGAGUCCUUCAGCAGCGGAGGCAUCCAGCAGGCCCGGACUCCGCCGAUGCACCGCUCCGUAGAACCACAGAUGGCCCACCUGGUGCAGGUGAAGAGUCACGGUCUAUCAGGCUCCCAGUCUCUGUACGACCCUCACGGCGUGUCCUCCUCCUCCUCGGCGUCGCCCUCCCCCUCCCGGCCUCCCAUGCCCCGGCAGAACUCCGACCCGACCUCAGACACCCCUCCUCCCCCGCCCCUCUCCCGCCUGGCGCCCCCUCUUGACAAGUUGGAUCGCAGCUCCUGGCUGCGGCAGGACGACGACAUGCCGCCCAAGGUUCCUCAGAGGACGACCUCCAUCUCUCCUGCUUUGGUCAGGAAGCACUCUCCUGGAAACGGACCCGGCCUUGGACCUCGGCCUGGAGCUCACCUCAUACGGGCCAGCAACCCCGACUUGAGGAGGACCGACGUUUCCAUGGAGACGCCCCUGAAGAGGACGAGCAGCGGCAGCUCCUCCAGCUCCAGCACCCCGAGCUCCCAGGGAGGCUCCAACGAACGAGGAAAUUCAGCCAUUAAGACCGAAGGCUCGACACUUUCUUCCCAUGAGACCAAAGAUGAAAACAGAGAGGUGACACGACCCAGCAGGCCUGCAGACCUGACGGCUCUGGCCAAAGAGCUGAGAGAGCUGCGUCAGGGCGAGGAGACCAGCCGCCCGCCGGUCAAAGUGACGGACUACUCGUCGUCCAGUGAGGACUCUCACAGCAGCGAGGACGAGGAGGGAGAGGGCGGGGCUAAUGACGGGACGGUGGCGGUCAGCGAUAUACCGCGCAUCAUGCCAGCUGCGAGUCAAGGUGCCAACGAGUCCUUCGGCGUGAUGGGAGGUCACAACGACGGCCACAACGACUCGUAUGGAAACAGCUCCCAGGACAGCACCCUGAUGAUGCGCGAGUACGGGAUGGGAAGCGGCGGCGGCUCCAAGGCUUCCUUCACACCAUUCGUUGAUCCGAGGGUGUACGGCACCUCCCCGACCGACGACGAUGACAACAUCUCGGCCUCAGCGCUGUUUGCUGAUGAGCUGCUGAAGCACGAGCACGAGCAGGAGCAGGCGAGGCUCAACGAGGCCAGGAAGAUCUCGGUGGUCAACGUCAACCCGACCAACAUCAGGCCGCACAGCGACACGCCCGAGAUCCGCAAAUACAAGAAACGCUUCAACUCUGAGAUCCUCUGUGCAGCUCUCUGGGGAGUGAACCUGUUAGUGGGGACAGAGAACGGCCUGAUGUUGCUGGAUCGAAGCGGUCAAGGCAAAGUUUACAAUCUGAUCAAUCGACGGCGCUUCCAACAGAUGGACGUCCUGGAGGGACUCAACGUCCUGGUCACCAUCUCAGGGAAGAAGAACAAGCUGCGUGUUUACUACCUGUCCUGGCUGAGAAACAGGAUAUUACACAACGACCCUGAAGUGGAAAAGAAACAGGGUUGGAUCACCGUUGGCGAGCUGGAGGGCUGUGUGCACUACAAAGUCGUGAAGUAUGAGAGGAUUAAGUUUUUGGUGAUUGCUCUGAAGAACUCAGUGGAGAUCUACGCCUGGGCGCCCAAACCUUACCACAAGUUCAUGGCCUUCAAGUCGUUCACUGACCUGCAGCACCGCCCCCAGCUGGUGGAUCUGACCGUGGAGGAGGGACAGAGGUUGAAGGUCAUCUACGGCUCCAGCGUGGGCUUCCAUGUCAUCGACGUGGACUCUGGAAACCCUUACGACAUCUACAUCCCCUCACACCCUACAUCCACUCCAACCAGAUCAUGGGCUGGGGAGAGAAGGCCAUUGAGAUCCGCUCUGUGGAAACGGGACACCUCGAUGGAGUUUUCAUGCACAAGCGAGCUCAGCGACUGAAGUUCCUGUCAGAGAGGAACGACAAGGUCUUCUUCGCCUCGGUGCGCUCCGGAGGCAGCAGUCAAGUCUUCUUCAUGACCCUCAACAGAAGCUCCAUGAUGAACUGGUAACACCUCCCCUUCGACCUACAACCCUCCUCCUCCUCUUCUUCUUCUUCUUCCUCUUCUUCACUCUGAACAUCGGCCGACAUCAGGAGAGAGGGACGGAGGGACGAUAGGAGGACUGUGUGUUCGUGUGUGUGUGUGUGUGUGUGUAUACGAUAUGUGUGUGUUUGUGCUGAACGGACGAUUGAGCAACUGGAGGACGAGUUAAACCACAAGAGUGUGUCCCCGCGUAUAGAUGACCUCCAACUAUAGGGGACGCUACAGGCCCAUUGAUGGUGUCGCUCCCUGCUGGGUGACUCCACACACUGACAGUGGACGCUGCCUUUGCCUAACCUGUGGACUGUUCGAUUGGGCUGAUGGUUCUUGAGAGUUUCGAUCCGGACUUUAAAGGACGCUGACAUCAUGCCGAGUAGCCUUUGACGUCCCCAUUUGACUGAAUGGGGAGCUGUAGAGAAGUUCUCUGUGUAGCACAUUAAUGAUUUCUUACAGGGUGUUCACACUGCGAGUAUGAUUGUUUUCGGUGACGCAGGUGAAUCAGACAUCUCUUCCUGCGCGGUGUUGUAGUGAGUAAACGUUGCUGUCUGUUUAGGUAGCGUCAGUAGAAGAAGAACUGAAGUCCCUCAGUGGGAGAGACACUUGGGACAGCUCAGUACAUCCACACUAAGCCGGCUAAGCUUUUUCUAUUGUGCCAACACUAAACUCUAACCAAAUGUUUUAAUGCGAACAAGCGAGAAUGAGCUUUUGGAAAACGGCGUCAGCCAGCCCAGAAACCGUCACAGACGUUCAGACGUUGGCCCUGACGCUCAUCAUCGAGUAAAGUCCUCUUUGCAAUGUGUGAUGUCAGAUUGUCUUAAACAAAAGUUGACAAUCGAGAGACAGAUGUGACAAAAUCUUUGGACGUCCAUCCAGUCGUUGAUCUGAGAUCCCAUCGUUUGAAGACCAAAAACUGCCAACCAGUCAGAUUUAUGAAUCCACAAUGUGACUGCUGCAGCCAAGACUUUAUUAGAAAUCUCGCACAGGACAUGCAGUGAACUUGUAAUAUUGUUUUUUAUGCAUUGCGUAGGCGCCUUAAAGUGCGACUCUGAGCUUUACAGAAACACCAUAAUGCGGACGUUAAAUUAGCCGGCUAAGUGUGGACAAUCAGCCUUUAACCACCCUGAGCCAAUUGUUAAAUCAAAACUCUCUAACGGUCAUCUGAUGUUAAAUCACUUCUGACUGGUCGACUCAGUCUCGGUGGAUGUUUUUUUUCCAGACGAACAUCUCGUAGCAAAUCAAACUUCUUUGAGAAUCAGAAUCCGUCGACGUUGUAAAGAUCAGCCGUGCACGCUGUUCCCCCUGAUCAUUACUCUCUAUGACGGUGUUGCUCACAGUGUGAACACUCAUUUCGAGUGCUGCUGCUUCGCCUUCUAUGUCUAUUCCCCAUUAGGAGAGAAAAAUACGACAAACAAGCAGUUAGUGUCACGGGGGAAGGAGAUUUUACACUUGUCAUUGCUGCACAGUUGGUUUCAGCUACUGUGGCUUCGUUGUCCUGGUAUAUUUCUGGUAGGGGGAAGGAAGGUUGUAGAUAUUGUAUUAUUGCUGCAACAGCAACACAAUAACAAAAAUCUUCACGUCAUUUCUCACAAGAAGAGCUUGGCGUAGAGUAGUUGCCAACUUCUGAGAGUUUCUACUUUUGCCGCCCUUCGUUCUCUCCACCUUUUUUCUGUCGCUGCUGUUCUGUGUACACCGCACCUGUGUAAAUACUCACAUUGAUGUUAAGGACAGACUUUGCAAAGCAGGUGAUUACUCUGAAGAAUAUAAAAAAAAAAUAGCAGUCUUGCUUCUUUUGUUUUAUUUUUUUUUCUGUAUAUCUGUCCGCUCUGUAGUUUCUCUCUCUCUUUUUUAAAAUCUGACCAGCGAGCCGAGCGAAGACUUACACGAAGGUUUGGUUUUGGGUUUAACACUCCGAGUUUACUCUUUUUUCUCUCCGUGGUCCAUCACUGUUUCUUUAGUUGUGCAUUUUGCAUGGUGGCAUACAUGUUUUACCUGUCGUCACUUGUUCUGAAUCGUAAGUUUAAGGCAAUACACUGACUGACUGCUCUGACUGUAGAGGAUGGACAGUGAGGCUCGCCCCUGAAGCAUUAUUCUCAACACUGAGCUGUACAGUGAAAGUUUUAACUUAGCUUAGAAUCUGGGCUUUUAUCUCAUGAGUAACAGUCAGAUAAGUCAAGAUUGUAAACUGGAUAAUUACACAUUUUACCAUUAGUUUAUAUUUUAGGCAUUUUGUUGAUGCUCACACCCAGAGCAGCUUCUAAAGAGCGAGCAGGACGGGGCUCAGCAUCACUUUUGAUGACAUUUUCUAUUUUCUGCCAGGCGAUGAUCUCUAUAAACGCCGACGUUUGUGGGAUCGUGAUCAGACUCCGAGGGAGGAACGCGGUUCAUCUUUUACUUGAUAUUUCUUUUAUGGUUCAUUGAUCUUAAAGGAUGCGAUAGGUGUAAGCAAUGCCGCUUUGAGGCCAGCUGAAGCCUUUUACAUGUGCAGGAUGUUAGCAUUAAUCAACACCCUGUGAAUAAAGGUCAGGAGGCAGGGUCAGUUGGAGAAACCAUAGAUAAAAAAAGAUAUAUAUACUGUAAGAAUUUUCGUUAUGAUGAUAUCUUACUGAUCAUUUUAGGGAAAGACAAAAAAAUGAUGUUCACUUAUUAAAGCUUAGUUGUCUUUCUACAGAAUAGAGAACAUAGCUAUACGAAUUUCUAAAAAAAAAAAAAUACAAUGUUUUUAUCGUGGUAUUAUUUGUAUUUGUAUUUCAAUUUUUGUACGUAUCAAGACUGUGAACGUAUGUACGGCUGUCAGCCUGUGAGUGUGUGUGUGUGUGUGUGUGUGUGUGUGUGUGUGUGUCUGAGUGUGUAGGUGGGUGAGCAGGUGUGUGCACAGGUGUGUGACAUGCAUGUGAGUGUAUGUUUUCACCUUGUCUGAAUCACUGGAAUCAGUCAAAAGACGACCUCAAUCUGGUAACGCACAUCUGUGAUGUUGGAAAAUUCUACAAUAAAUGUCCUCUCCUUGUACAGCAACACUGCCGGCUCCGCUCUCUUUCUUUGGACACGUCCUUGCACCGUGAAGUCUCGUUGAUAGGUGUGUUUGACCUUUUUCUCCUCCCAUGUUCAAUUAAAAAAAUAGCUCAAAAACAACUUGUGUUGAAACUGUGAAAUGUGUUUUUUUAGUGGCAACAAAAGUCUGUAAAAGUUGUGAAAUGCUCAAAGAACACAGCCGGUGGAAGAUCUCACAGUGAAUGAGGUUAACUGUCGUCAGGUCAGUAACACGAUUGGGAGCUUUGUGAAGAAAAGAUGGGGAGGGCUUCACAACUCUGUGAAAGACUGUGCUGGCAACAAUUUAGGAACAAUGUUUCUCAACGGAAAAUGACAAUCUGUGGAUUUCAUCGUCUACACAGACGAGGCCGGAAACCAACAUUAGACGUUAGAUGUUGGUGAUCUUCGGGCUCUGCAGACAAAAACACUGCAUGGGCUGAGAAACACUCCCAGAAACCAUCGACUGUGAACACACCUCAUCGCUGCAUCCAACUCCACCAUGCAAAGAAGAACCCAGACAUAAACCAGAUCCAGAAAGGUCACUGCCGCCUCCUGUGGACCAAAAACAAAAUAAAAGAUGUGUCUUUAU
This is a messenger RNA of Larimichthys crocea (large yellow croaker), 7809 nucleotides long. RefSeq names its product TRAF2 and NCK interacting kinase b (gene tnikb). The coding region runs from base 115 to 4053 and encodes 1312 amino acids. The record is from RefSeq and is a predicted model, not a curated record. Gene Ontology annotation, cellular component: cytosol. NCBI's taxonomy places the organism in Eukaryota, Metazoa, Chordata, Actinopteri, Sciaenidae. Gene Ontology annotation, molecular function: ATP binding; protein kinase activity. The transcript is spliced from 31 exons. Gene Ontology annotation, biological process: protein phosphorylation.